CCUCCCCUUCCAGUAAACAUGGCGGACUGAAGGAAGCUGAAUGCGAGUUACAAUCAAAACAAUUGCCUACAAUGCUUAUUUUCGGUGAAAUGUUGACAUUUGUCGCAGUGUUACAGCAUAUGCGGUUAUUGUUAAAAUAUUUCACAUAUUAACUGCGUUGCUCAAAUUUCCGAGUGGGGGACUCGAACCCACAUGUUCAGAUCGGCGCAUCGUGGAUCCGGACGCGGAUAGUCAGCCUUCGCCACCCCAAAAGGGCGGACGGAAAUACCACCGGCUGCACAGCUGACUUGAAAAGACAUACAUGACGGAACAUCUGAGAAGAUAAUGGUAAAGGAAACGGUGCCGGAGGAUGUUGCUAACCCUGAGCAAGGUCAAAAGACACCAUCCAAUUCCUCAUAUGAUUUAACGCCCAGCUCCAGAGGUCGGCAACGCAAAAAGAACUCCAGAUAUCUUGACUAUGACACCAGCGAAACAAAUGAGGACCCAAAGGACAAAGAACUGCUGGCGAGGAAACCCCAGGCUGUGGCCACAGUGGCAAAGCCACCCGGGAAGACUCCUGGCAGGAAAGUAGGACGGCCAAGAAAGGUUCCGUUGGAGAGUGCAGACGUCUGCACGUCACCUCACGUGGCUAAUGGGAACCUCUCGGCCCAAGCGAAUGUUUCCCCCUCACCCGUCACCGAAGGGUCUUUGGAGAAUGGGACGCCGAAACCAAAGAGAAAAUACGUGAAGAAGCAAAUCGUGAAUGCAGAGCUUGUCGCACCCAAUGAGAACAUUAAAGAAGAAGAAGAACCUGAGGAGUUGCAACCAGGAGGACGCCCAAGGAGGACCGCUGCUAAAAUGGCAAUGAAGUUCCUUCACUCGAUGGUGAAAGAAGAGUUCACCAAAGAUUCCAACGUGACCAGUGGCGUCAUCUCCAAUCCAGCGCCGGAAACUACAGAAGAAAGAAAGUCUCAAAGUAAAAAAGGCUGCAAAGGUCGUAAGAGAAAAUAUUCGGAUAGCAACGCUUCAGAAGACGAGGACUUUGUUCCGAAUGUUGAGGAAGCCGAGGUGGAGGAGGAGGACGAGUAUGAAGAAGAAAAUGAAGAAGAAGAAGAGGCCACCGUCAAUUAUCGGGAUGAAAAAUACAGUGGCAGCGCCGCUCGAAUCCUCAAAAUACCCGCCCUCAUGAUCGGUGCGAUUUUGGAAACCGUCAACAGUCACAAGAAAUUCUGUGACGAGCAACUCAGCAGCUGGGUUUUUCCAGAGUGGCUGCCCUCCUCUCGUGUCUGGCAUCGAGUGCCCUCCAGUGAACUGGAGUCCUAUCUACCUCAUGAGUGUGUCUCGGCUGCUUUCAAAGUGUCCCGGGACGGUUGUGACGAGGAGGCGCCGUUACAGAGACUCAACAGGUUCGAAUCGUCACCCGUCCACCCGCAGUGCUGGGACAUGCAUUUGUAUACCGGCGGGCCGGUGUGGGCUAUGGAGUGGUGCCCGACGCCCGAUAAUGUGAUAGCCUCGCAGUACCUGGCCUUGGCCUGCCACAAGGACAUGGAGGACCAGCAUUACUCUCACAAAACCUAUCCUGGAACAGCGUUAGUGCAACUGUGGGAUGUGGGCACGCUGGAAUACAACACCAGGCCAGACUCCCAGCCGGCCCUGGCGUACGGCCUCGUCCUGGACCGAGGUUUUGUCUGGCACCUCAGGUGGUGUCCAUCAGGAGGCUGGGAGCCGCCCACCUCCCAGAAGGAGGCUCCUGUGCUGCCAAGACUCGGUCUCCUGGCCGUCGCCACCUCCACGUGUGUGGUCACCAUCUACAGCCUCCCCCACCCCGUUGCCCUGCGUGGCAGCCAAAAACACCCAGACUCUGUAGGCGACGCCAGCCAGCCAGUCUGCAUUUACAAGCCCGAUCCUGUGGUCACCCUGAAGCUGGGCUCCUUGAACGCUCCUCGCCUGGGGCGCAGUGGCCAGGUUCUGUCCAUGGACUGGCUGCCCGUCAAACCGCAUGACAUCAUCGCCCUCGGCUUCUAUGAUGGUAUGGUCGGUUUGUGGGAUCUGAACACCAAAUCUGCAUUGUUGCGCGUCCAGGAGUCGCGCGACUCUCCCAGCUUGCUGCCGUACAAAUGCUUCCAUGCCCACGAGCACGCCGUGCGAGCGCUCCGAUUCUGUCCCGCCAGCAGACAUUUUGUGGCGACAGCCGGGGAGGACCGCCUCCUGAAGACGUGGGAUCUGCGCAGGCUCUACGGGCCAAUCACGGUGCAGAAACGUUCCCUGAUUAAUGAGAUCUGCUGGCCCGCCAAUGCAGCAGGACUGAUGUGGUGCCAGGACAGCGCCUUUGCAGCCAACACAACAAACGGAGUCCAUUACUGUGACCACCUAAUGCACUCUUACUAUGCUGUACCCCGGAUGACCACCGUUUGGUCCAUCUCGUACUCUGAUUGGCUGAACGCUUUGUUGACGUCAGACAUGGUCGGCGACGUCAUCCUCUGCAUGUUACCGCCCUUGUUAGACGGCGCGCAGUACGUCAAAAAGACAGUGGAAAGGAGAUUUCCUGUCUACUUGACGUCGAUGGAGCCUCACGAAACCACCGCGGAGGCUAACGGGGAUGAACAGGAAGUGCGGGAGCAUGAGAGGGAGGUAGAUGACCAAACGGCGGGAGAAAGAAGUCAUAGCAGCGGCAAGGCUGACAUCGAAUCGAUGCCCAGCGAGUCGUACGAAGAGGCCAAGAGGAAGUACUACCUUCACCACGCCGACAACAACAUGAAGUGUUUUAGCAAAUUGGGACGCCUGUGGAAGCGAAUGCAAAACACAGAGUUCCAACAUAACCUAAACUUCGACGUGAUGCCUUUGGCCGCGCUGCACAAGGUCCGUAUGAAUCCAAACCUGAGCUGCCACACGUGGACGGCGUCAGGGGGUCAGGCCGGCCUGGUGCGCCUCAACUGCAUCAGGGGCCUGAACAGCAAAGGCGUGCAAAACCUCAUCCACCGGGUCCGCAGUAGCCCCCUGGACGUCUCCCCAGACGGCCCUCAAGACCUGCCCCCGGACGUCCCCUUAGAGGCUCCCCAAAAGGUGCCCCAGGAUACCCCCGAGGACAUCCCCCCGGAUUCCCUGCAAGACGUCCCCCAUGACAUUGCACACAACAUCCCCUCCGAGGCUCCUCUAUGACCUCAGUGACGCGUUUUGAUCUUUUUUAUCCCAACCCAGGAAGUGUAAACAUUUUUUAAAAACAAAAAAUGAGUUGAAGUCUUCAGCAACGGCAUGACUUGAACGCACCAUUAUUUUGCCGACAUUGUUGUGUGUGUGUGUGUGCGCGCGUGUGUGUUAUAGAUAUUUUUAACAGAAAGUAGCUUCAUCAUGACAAGUGUAUUCGUCCCACUUUUGACAAUUGCGUUUCGAGACAACGGCGAGCCUUUACGAUUCAGUUUGUCCGGAUGUACAUGAACGUCCUAAUCUAUGAUCAUGAAAGAGUAACGAUCGGCUUUUUGUACAGUGUAUAGAAUGUACAAACGUUUCGACAAAAAUGUUUCAAAUGAUAACUUUUCUUAUGGGGAAAAUAGGCUGUAAAUAGGAUGGAUUUUUCUAUUCACUUGAUUGUUUUAAUAAAUAAAUUACAUUUUGAAUAUCG
Messenger RNA from Hippocampus zosterae (dwarf seahorse), 3598 nucleotides. It is a transcript of the gene gtf3c2, whose product is annotated as general transcription factor IIIC, polypeptide 2, beta. Gene Ontology annotation, biological process: transcription by RNA polymerase III. Gene Ontology annotation, molecular function: protein binding. Gene Ontology annotation, cellular component: transcription factor TFIIIC complex. The transcript is spliced from 21 exons. The coding region runs from base 325 to 3138 and encodes 937 amino acids. NCBI's taxonomy places the organism in Eukaryota, Metazoa, Chordata, Actinopteri, Syngnathiformes, Syngnathidae. The record is from RefSeq and is a predicted model, not a curated record.